AUGGCUCCCUGGGCGGGGGCUGAGCUCUCCACGCUGAACCCCCUGCGCGUGCUGUGGCUCGCACUGGCCGCCGCCUUCCUGUUGAGCCUGCUGCUGCAGCUGGUGCCGGCCGGCCUGCUCCCAGGCUGCCCGCUUUUCCAGGACCUGAUCCGCUAUGGGAAAACCAAGUGUGCGGGGCCGCAACGCCCAGCCGUGUGCCGGGCCUUUGAUAUCCCCAAGAGGUACUUUUCACAUUUCUAUAUCAUCUCCGUGGUGUGGAAUGGCUUCCUGCUCUGGUGCCUUAUUCAGUCUCUGUUCCUGGGAGCGCCGUUUCCAAACUGGCUUCAUGGUGUGCUCAGGAUUCUGGGGGCUGCCCAGUUCCAAGGAGGUGAGCUGGCGCUGUCUGCGUUCUUAGUAAUGGCAUUUCUGUGGCUGCACAGUUUGCGAAGACUCUUGGAGUGUUUCUAUGUCAGCGUCUUCUCCAAUGGUGUGAUACAUAUCGUGCAGUACUGGUUUGGACUUGCUUACUAUAUCAUCGUCGGCCUCACCGUGCUGAGCCAAGUGCCACUAGACGGUCAGAAUGUCUAUGUAAUAGGGAAAAAUCUCUUGAUGCAAGCGCGGUGGUUCCAUAUCCUCGGGAUGAUGAUGUUCAUCUGGUCCUCUGCCCAUCAGUACAAGUGCCAUGUAAUUCUCAGCAAUCUCAGGAAGAACAAAACAGGAGUGGUCAUUCACUGUAACCACCGAAUUCCAUUUGGAGACUGGUUUGAGUAUGUCUCUUCCCCUAACUACUUAGCAGAGCUGAUGAUCUACAUUUCCAUGGCCGUCACCUUUGGGUUCCACAACAUAACGUGGUGGCUGGUGGUAACAUACGUCUUCUUCAGCCAGGCCCUGGCCGCUUUCCUCAGCCAUAAAUUCUACAAAAGCAAGUUUGUCUCCUACCCAAAACAUAGGAAAGCUUUCUUGCCAUUUUUAUUUUAA
Molecule: messenger RNA, 957 nt
Organism: Chrysochloris asiatica (Cape golden mole)
Lineage: Eukaryota; Metazoa; Chordata; Mammalia; Afrosoricida; Chrysochloridae
Gene: SRD5A3
Product: steroid 5 alpha-reductase 3
Exons: 5
Coding region: 1-957 (318 amino acids)
Biological process (GO): dolichol-linked oligosaccharide biosynthetic process; polyprenol catabolic process
Cellular component (GO): endoplasmic reticulum
Molecular function (GO): 3-oxo-5-alpha-steroid 4-dehydrogenase activity
Source: RefSeq, a predicted model, not a curated record